AUGUCUGGCGCAUUCACCAUGCCGCACGCCCUGACCGGCGGAGCAGGAUACAAGGCCAACGCGACGUACGACGACUUCCUCCGCCGCCACAGCGGCUUCUACCGACGUCACAGCGCGGCCUCGAACGCCAUGGAAAGCGACCGGCGUGCGUCGCAGGCUUCGCUUGACGCCAACGCCGCGGCGGCCGCGCAGGCCGUCCAAAACGUCGCGGACGACAAGGCGAACGGGAACCGUCGUGCAUCUGUCACCGUCGCAGGAGGCGGCUCCGCCACUGCAAACGCGAGGAAGGGCAGUGUCGCCGUCGCCAGCGACGUCACCAGGAAAGACAGCAUCUUCGGUUUAGAGCCCACGGGUGGCACGAGGAUGUCGGAAGAGCGACGACCUUCGACUUCCCUGGCCAGCGAUCUGUAUCAUAAGAUGAAGGGCGACGGGAAGAAUAGUCAUUGA
Exophiala spinifera is the source of this 447-nucleotide messenger RNA. RefSeq lists its product as uncharacterized. The record is from RefSeq and is a predicted model, not a curated record. The coding region runs from base 1 to 447 and encodes 148 amino acids. Lineage: Eukaryota; Fungi; Ascomycota; Eurotiomycetes; Chaetothyriales; Herpotrichiellaceae. The transcript has a single exon.